UAAAAGAGAGUAAGAUACAGAAUAUUCGCUGCGUCGCAUGCUAUUCCAAUACCCGGUUCACCUCAACCGGAAGUAAGAUCAAGUUAAAUCCUCUGUUAGUUUCACCGAAAAGCCAGUGUUUCCGUUUUCCUUACCUUUCUUUUUCUUUCUCUUUCUCUGAAAAACAAAAUCUAAAGGAAAAACUAAUUAAAAAAAUCUGAUUUUGGUAAAACAUAGAGAAAGAGAGGAUACUGUAACUUUAAAACGACGCCGGAAAAGUGAAGAUUCCAUUUUUUUUUUUUAAUUUGUGGGGUUCUCUUUGAAACUCACCAGAAAAUAACAAAAGAAAACCCGACUCGCCGGAGCUCCAAAAACGUUUGAGAAUCCGAUGGACUCUUGGGGUCCGAAUCGGUUUGAUAUCUUCGAGAUUUACAGCCAAUUCAGUGAACUUAGAACAGGAAAAGCAUAUGGUUGUGGUGAAGAAGGCUACCGACAAGAUGAUGAAUCACAAAGAGCUAAGUUCUCGAGGGACGCAUUGAAUCAGCUCUUAAAGAUAGUGGAAUUAAGGAUGCACACAAGGACUGCAAUCUUUGAUGAACUUCUCAAGCUCAUGUUACAACUAGACUUGAUGGUGGAUUAUUCUGAAUUCUCAUGUUUCUAUGAUUUUGUUUUCUUCAUAUGCCGAGAAAAUGGUCAAAAGAAUAUUACUGUAAGCAGGGCAGGUGCUGCAUGGAGAUUAGUCUUAGCUGGCAGGUUUCGAUUGCUUAACCAAUGGUGCGAAUUUGUUGAGAAAAAUCAACGACACAAUAUUUCCGAGGACACUUGGCAGCAAGUUUUAGCUUUUAGUAGGUGUGUACAUGAAAAUCUGGAAGGAUAUGAUCCUGAAGGUGCUUGGCCUGUUCUGAUUGAUGACUUUGUUGAGCAUAUGUACAGAAUUUCGGGGUCCAAUAACGAUACAAUUGUUUUCUGUAGCUGUGGUGAUCCAGAGUCCCAGUUGUGUGCAUAUGAGGACGCUUUGCCUGGAUUAAGACUAUUUCCCGGAUUGAAGAGGAAGUUGCCUCUAUGUCAUGACGGCAAAAAGCAGCACUCAGAAUCAUUCUUCUCAAACUCUCUAGACCUGGAUUGCACAUUGAAUUCUAAGAGAAGUAGGUUGAUUGGGCACAGAUCAGUUAAUAGGGAAGAUAAUCCUACCCAUAAUUCAUCUGAUGACUGCAUGGAAAUUGUUAGACACAGUAGUCCAAUGGGUUCUUCCAAGUCUCCAUGUGCAGUUGAAGGUUGCCUGUCUAAGGGUUUUGCAGGGCUCUUAUCAAGUUGCUCGUAUUUUGCAGUUUGAUCGGGAAAGAAGAAUUUCCCAUACAUAGAGCUCCCACCGGAGUUACGAUUAUAGAAAAAUAUAUCCUUUGCAAGUCUAUGAUUUAGAUAUAUAUUCAUAUGUUGGCUUGGGGCAUUAUAUAACAGUGUGCCUACAUUUUCUGAUGAUUUUGUGGGUUAAUUUUCUAAUUUUCUCUUUGGACAUAUGUGGAGUGUUGUCAUUGGUUUGUUGAUGCAUGUCAUAUUCCUGUUCUGUUGCAAUCCAGAAAUUAAUAAAAGAAUAUGAGAUUUGCUUUA
Durio zibethinus is the source of this 1587-nucleotide messenger RNA. The record is from RefSeq and is a predicted model, not a curated record. NCBI's taxonomy places the organism in Eukaryota, Viridiplantae, Streptophyta, Magnoliopsida, Malvales, Malvaceae.